CGAGUCCCGGCCUCAGGUCGCGACGGGUGUUCAGUUCACAGGCGAGAGCCGUGGCGCGCGGUUCGCUCGUGUCGUAGUGUCGUCGUCGUCGUCGUCGUUGUUGUCGUCGUUAUCCUUCUCGUCCUUGACGUUGUCGCGACGUCGUCUAUCGUUGUUGUUUUCUUUUUUUUUUACGUCGGACAUAAAGAUCAGAGUGCACGGAAACGUGUUAAUUUUGUUCGAUUCGUGAAGGAGAUCGAAAACGAUCGAAGGAUUGAAACUUCGAACCGAGAUAAACGGAAGAGGUUCUCGAGAGAAUCUGUGUGCGAAAAAAGUGGCAACUUUGACCGAUAUCCGUAUUCGCGUGGACGCUCUUUCGAACGGGAUACGUCCGUAUAUCGGUUUUCCUUUUGGUGCGUGUUUUUCUCUUUUUUUUUCGUUAUUUUUCCUCCUCUCUUUCUCAUUUCCUCUUUCGCGUGUGACAGUGACGAUACAGUGUGUGCGGCGUAAAGUAGAGAAGCGAUAAAAAAGGAAAAGGGAAGAGAUCACGAGAUAGAUAGAACGUGAUCGGAGAAACUUUUCAACGGUGGAAUUAUCCGAGGAAGAAGGCUACGUAAGGAGGAGAAAGAGGAGGGAGAAGGACGAAGGAAGAAGCCGACUGUUAAAAACCGAAAGCAAGAACGCGAAAGCACUUCUUACCAAGUGAUGCACUGAAGCAGAUCGUCGUUUCGUAAAAGAGAGAGAGGAAAAAAAGAAGAAGAAACAAUGAAAUUUUUGGCGUUAUCGUUCCUUCUUUUCCUCCUUAACAACGUUUUCUGCGUCGAGUGGAAACACAGCGCGAUCUUGGACAAUAAUUUUCUCGUUCUCUGGACGCCAGGCGACAAGGAAGUAACUUUUGAGAUUCAAGUGAAGACACUCGGUUAUGUCGGGCUCGGUUUCAAGAAGGAGGACGGUCGAGAGGGAGCCGACAUGGUCAUCGGUUGGGUGGACAACAACGGUCAGGUUCAUCUGCAGGAUCGACAUAUGAAGGAUGUGAGCAAGGAUCCAGAGGUGGAUUCGAGCCAAGAUUAUCGUCUCCUAUUGGGUUACGAGAACAAGACGCACACCGUGUUACGUUUCAGCAGAAGAUACGACACAUGCGACUCCAGGGAUCUCAAGAUCACGAAUGAUACGAUGCAAGUGGUUUGGCAGUAUCACGCGAAGGAACCCGCUUCGGUGGCUGGUGUUCUGCCUGGUCAUGGUGCGGUAAGAGGAUCUAGACCGUUGUAUCUAGUUCAGAGAGAUACGCAACCGAAACGCUCGUCUCACAAUCAGGAGAGCGAGCCCGUUCUGAAGACCUGGGACGUAUUGAAUCAGCAGGUCAUACUGCCAAGAGACAAGGAUUCGUUACUUUGGUGUCGAGUAAUAAAAAUGCCAAACAUCAAUCGCAAGCAUCACGUUGUCAAGUACGAGCCGGUCAUCGAACCCGGGAAAAACACGUACUUGCACCACAUGACUCUGUACGAGUGUCCUAUUAAUAAUCUUCAGCUUGAAGAAGCUUCGAAAACAACUGGCAGUAUUUGUUACAAAGACGACAACGCAACGCAAUGUAACACGAUUGCUGCUACAUGGAGCUUGGGAUCCGAGGGCUUUAAUUAUCCGCCCGAGGCUGGCUAUGCUUUGGAUCCUGACAACGGUUCGCGUUACUACAUGCUCGAGACUCAAUACAUCAAUCCUCAGCAAUUAGUAAACGACAACUUGGUAGUCAGUGACAGCUCGGGAUUGAGAUUGUAUUACACCGAUCAACUGAGACUUCACGACGCCGGAAUUUUGAGCAUAGGUAUUGAUCCUAAUUGGAGGCACAUUAUACCACCCGGACAGCCCGAAGUCGUCUCCGAAGGUCACUGCAUAGCCGAGUGUACCGGACAAACUAUACCUAAUAGCGGGAUAAACAUGUUCGCGGUGAUUAUGCAUACCCAUCAGCUAGGAAGGAAGAUCAGAUUCAGACAGAUUCGUGCUGGAGAGGAACUUCCUCCGAUCGCAUCGGACACCAACUACGACCCUACUUAUCAAGAGUAUCGCAAGCUCCAACGUCCCGUUAAAGUUUAUCCGGGCGACCACUUAGUCGCGGAAUGCACGUACUCGUCCGAGUCCCGUUCGACUAUUACGCUCGGAGGUUUGAUGACGAGACAAGAAACUUGCCUGGUAUCCGCUCUUUAUUAUCCUCGGAUCGAACUAUCGAUCUGCUACUCUUUGCCAUCUUUGCCGACCGUCCUGCAAAGUCUCGGCGUCCAGAAAGUCAUUCAAGACUCGACUUUAGUGAAAAUCCAGGAACCUAAGAGCCUUUCCGGGAUGACCUUGGAAGACCGUCUUAUAAGCUACGACUGGGAGACGAGCUUCCAAAGCUUCCAAGAAGCUACCAGAGUCGGUACGUUCAUGCCGCUAUGUUGGACCAGCAAGGGUGUCCUACAGGGGACGGAGUCGCUGGUAGCGCACUACCCGCGAAUUCUCUACUCCUACGAAGAGUCCAAUUUAGCUUGCUCGGACAUGGGCUACCCGAUGGACGCUGAGAGCGACGAAGCAAACGCGGUCGAACGUGGACAGUUGGUACGAAGCAAGGUAUCGAGAAGUAGCGAAGGACCAACCGCUGCAAGUUCCCCUUCGAUUUCUGGCCCGUACUCCUUGCCACUGAUCCUCGGCACGACCCUCUUGGUAGGACUCGCGGUUGGACUUAGGUGAACUAUCCUGAUCGGAAUUCGCGCGAUCGUCCCAAAUUCGAAGAGGCACUUUCGAGGAUCCGCGGUGUGAGAAAUAAAUAAAGGCGAAAGAAGGGGUAGACGCGAGCCAAGGCGAAGCUGGAGAGGAAAGAUGAGAAGAAGGAGAGGCUUCUUCCGCCUUUGUCACUCGCUCUUGGAUCUUCGAUCGGGCUCUCUCAGAGACGGGAUUCGGUUCUGCUCCGUUCGAUACCGUUUCCGUAUCCCUCUCUCCCUAUCUCUUGUGGAUCGAGCUAGCGCGGAUCAUCGCGGAUGCGUGAGAUCGCGUGCACCGUGAGUACAUGCCACGGGUCGUCCUGGCACUUGUCGCUUAAGUUUAAGACGCGUUAAGAACACGUUUCUUCUCGACGUUUAUCCUUUGCGAUGAGAAACGGCUCGAGCUUUUACAUCUUUCGGGGAAUAAUUUGUCAAACUAUCUUUCUUUUCGAACUUCUUUAUUCGUCGCGAAGAAAGUGCCCAUGAUUUUCCUUCUUUCUGUUUACUGGCUCAAAGUUUCCCACGAAUCGAAGCUCGAGUCGAUAAAAAAGAUUUUAAUAUCGCACGGAUCUCGUUACGAUCGCGUUCUUUUAACCGUUGACGGACUUGCGCUCCUGCGAUAUUAUCGCGUGGAAUUUUUCGCAAAAGAAUCGAAUACCUUUCGGUCGUGAGAGAGCGAUGUCGGAAAACCAAGAAAAAUUCUCCAUGAAUAUCCGAUAUUUUCAAAGGGCUUUAGUUUUCUAUUCCGAGGAGACGAGAUAAACGUCGAUAAAAUUCAAGAAUUUCUUAUUGAAGAAGACCCUAAGAAAUGGAGAAAAAGAAAAAUUUGUAAAACGCAACAUUUAUUUUCCCCGUUUUUACGACGUAAAACGCGCCGAGAAUAGAGAGAAAAGAAAAGACCGAGACGAAGCUUUCACCCUUUUAUUUUAUUCCGCUCAAGGAAAUUUCUGAGAUAGUUACUUUGCAGCUCGUUCAUGAGGAUGAUUGCAUAACGCAUGCAGAAACAACGUGCAACGUACAGGUACUCCCUUAUUUCAGAGCCAAGCCAACUUUCGAUCCUUCUUCUACGUGGUACCUUGCGUAAUGUCCCGAUCGAAGAAAAUCACCGACGAGCUAGCAUACGUAAAAACGCGCCGAUGUAUUUUCCGAUUCCUCCUAGACGAGCAAGAAAACUCGUAGAGAAAUACCUCGAAUCGAAUCGAGUUUUCUUAAAAAAGCUCUCUCACACAAACACAAACUUUUUUAUUUCCCUUCCCUAUGAAAUAUCUACCUCUCCCUCUUGCUAGCUUUUUGAGCGCGAAUUUUUUUAAUUGGAAUUCAUCGACGACGCAAAAAGUUUCCUCGAAACGUCCCGUAAGCGGCGACGAUGACAAAUUUUCAACGUAAAAGCUUCGACAUUCGAUACGACCACGACGACGCGAUUUCGUUCGAUCUCGAUCGAAAAGACCAAAAGGUAUUCUAAGCGUAAAGAGAUCCGCCGUAGUCUCCCUUAAAUUCGUUUCCUUUUUAUAGCUUCUUUGAAAGAAGUAUCGAGAUAAAGAUUAUUGUUGAUUGUUUAUUUACCGAUUCGGAAGUCGAACAAAAUAUCUCUCUAAUCUCUUCACCAUAUGAGAACGCAGCUUUUCAUUCGGUAGAUCUACUUCUCGUAACGUUGCGAUUCUCUCGCCACUUACGUUUCUCGCCUCGAUUCGUUCGACUUCCGACUCACGAUUGUAUAUUUUGUUAAUUAGGCUACGUUGGCAAAUGAGUUUUUAUAAGAUCGUAUAAACAUUGGUUGAUUUACACGCACGAUCACACAAGUACACUCGCGUAAACACAUAGACACACGACGCAGGGCGAUGUUUUCUACUUUGUAAGCUCUUUCGUGUACCUCGUUAUACGUUAUUUUUUGUUAACUCUCGUGUUACUUAACCAACGUUUAUAUACGGACAUAUACACGAAUGAUGUAUGCAUAUAAAUAUAUAUAUAUAUAUAUAUAUAUAUAUAUAUAUAUAUAUAUAUAUACAAAUAAGAAGUGAAAGACGAUUAUCUAUUCGACGACUCUGUGUAACAUUCUGUACAGUUUAUUAAUUAUAUGUAAUAUUGUUAAAUGCGCUUUCCACGUGUUCGACGUGUCGGACGUACGAAUUAUUAUUUAUUUCUUAUUUAAUUGUAAAAAGUAAAGAAAAGAAGGGGAAGAAGAGGUUAUCACGGAUUUGCGAUGUUUGACAAUUAUUGAAUAGCCACUGAAAACACAUAACACGCGUCGACACAAUCCACAAAUACUCUUCGCGAAUUUAUUCGUAUCUAGGGAAGAAAGCGUGUACCUUUUCCAUCCGUUUACCAUCCCUUAUGUCUUUCAAUGAUCGUUCAUUCGAAUUUAUAGCUCACGCUUAUCCGAUGUAUGCGAGUUCCUGACGCAUAUUUGAAAAUUAAUUUUUAGCAUAUUUCAUGCGUCAACUAUUCGUCCACCCGACGUAUUUCGAUCUAUUAAAUUAGACAAAGUAAAAGAAUCUCCUUACUCGUUCGUCGGUAGGAUUUAAUAUCAAUAGGAUGAGAUUAAGUGGAAGUAAUAACGAGUAUGAUUAUUGCAAUCGUUUUUCAAGGAAAAUAUUUUCUUGCGUUUUGAAAAGAGUUGUCCGGAAUCAGUUUUAAUCUUUUGGAUAGAAUGUAAUCGUUCUAAAUAGUAAUAAUUACAAAUAAAUCCAUGAGAAAGACUAACUUUCGAAAUUGCCAAGAGAUAUCCUAAAGCACGAAAAUCGAACAAAGAUUUUAAGAGGAGAAGAUUUUAUACGGAUUCAUUGAUACUAGGUGGACAUGAAUCGAAGCAAGCGAUCGAGCUCGAAUUAGCGAAAACGGAAAAAAUAAAAAAGUAAUCACAUUGAUUUAUUCUCCUUGCUUUCAAUCCUUGCUCAUGCACUUUAAAAAAAAAUUAGGAUUCUAAUUAAUCGAACUAGAUCAAUAUGAUACACGUAGCGAGACGUUUUGCAAUUUAAUACCACGAUUAUUCGUAAAUGUUAUAGGAAAAUCUAUGUAUGUAGUAGAGGUACUACUUUUAGGGCAAUCAUGUGAGUGUCUCUCUCUCUCUCUCUCUGUCUCUCUAUCUCUAUCUCUAUCUUUUCUCACCAUCUUUCCAUUGCGAUCGAGACGUUGCUGGAGGAAAAACUGCCAAUUUUUUUUUUUUUUAACAACUACAAAUAUUAAUUAUCAACGACGCAAAUAUUUUUGUUAUAAAUGACAAUGGGAUAAAGAAGACCGAUCUAUAUCUAUAAAUCGAUCGAAUCUAUUCUAUGUUUUUGGAUUCUCUUCUCCUAUUACUUCAAUUACUAAUCUGUGUACGGCACGAAGGAAAGUCGAUAAAGAAAUUCGCAUAGGGCGAAUUUUUCGAGCACCAGCUCGUUCGAAUUUAGUGCUACGAUCUUUUAGAAAAGAAAGGAUUGCGUUUAGAUGAUUCCUCGGCUCGAGGAGAUAAGCAUUGCGAUAAGCUGCCGGUGAUAUGAUCAGAACAAUCAAGAAAAGUUUAAGCUGGAAAUAAAUGCGAUAAUUAGGCGAAUCUCUAGAGAAGAAUAUUUACGUAUUUAUACUCGAAUCAUCCUUGCAUCGUGUGUAUGUUUAGCUCGUUCUUCGUCACGAUUUCCGCCAUUUAUCGCGAUCUCGCAAAAAACGUUCGUGAUUACGAGGACACUGGAUUCGGAGAACGAUAAGCUCGUAAGCAAAAAUUUCAAUACAGUGUCUAUAAGAAGAAAUUAAUCGUUGAGCUUUGAAAUCCAGAAGAUGAAUAUCGGUUGAUGGAAGCGACUAUGAGAGAGCCGAUUGGUACUCUUAAAUUCAAUAUUCCUUCGUUCGGAUCGAAAAAUGAAUGAUCGAAGAAUGCAUGCUGGAAUCCAUCUACCAGGUGUUUCAGCGAGAACGCGAUGAACGAAAGAAAUCUUCAAAAAUUGUAUGUACUGUAUGUAGAACGAUGUAGCUCUUAUCACACAGAAUGCUACCGACGCCUAUUAGUGUGUUAUGGAUAAUAAAAUAUAUGCAAAAAAAUAAAAUAAAAUAAAAAAAUAAAAAUAAAAAGAAACGAAGAAACUGAUGUAUCUCGAACGAGGAAACAUUUCACUUGUGCGCGAACGACGUCAAGUAAGGAUAACGGAGCGAAUAGCAUGUGCGCGUGUAUAUAGGUACCCUGUAUAUAGUUUUAGACUUAAAUAAUAACGUCCGAAAAUUCCAAAAUAGGCGAGUCCCCUAUCCUUUACACACGUAACACAGCCGCAUACAUAAACACAUUGAUACACACUCGACUCUAAUUCCGAUUGAAUAGCUAAAUAUAGAUAUCUUGUAUCUUUAUAAUUUACGUUAGUAUAUACCGAUAUAUAGGUAAAUACAUAUAUAUAUAUAUAUAGGUACAUAAGUGUGCGCUCGCGUGGAUGUGUGUACACUGUACAUAUAUGUAUAGGUAUACGUACGCCUUCGUACGUUUAAUAUACCUAUGUACGUAUUUGACACACUGAUCACGGAUACACUCACGCAUACACUCAUACAAUCUCGAGAGAACCCAAUCUUCUCCUUAUAUUGCUCUUACAAUUAGAUUUAUACCUUACCCAUAAUAAACACACGAUAUUGACGACAUCUAAAACGCUACACUAUCAUCUACUCUGUAACACACAAAUUGUAUUAUAUUUUAUAUAUAUAUAUAUAUAUAUAAAUAUGUAAAUGUUUUUCUAUAACAAUA
Vespula vulgaris is the source of this 7407-nucleotide messenger RNA. RefSeq names its product MOXD1 homolog 2 (gene olf413). Gene Ontology annotation, biological process: dopamine catabolic process; octopamine biosynthetic process; norepinephrine biosynthetic process. The record is from RefSeq and is a predicted model, not a curated record. The coding region runs from base 745 to 2697 and encodes 650 amino acids. NCBI's taxonomy places the organism in Eukaryota, Metazoa, Arthropoda, Insecta, Hymenoptera, Vespidae. Gene Ontology annotation, cellular component: secretory granule membrane. Gene Ontology annotation, molecular function: dopamine beta-monooxygenase activity; copper ion binding. The transcript has 10 exons.